AUGUACUCAGACAACAUCAACGCAGCCACUGUGGGCCCAGAUGACUGCACCGUCCAGCUGCUGGGCAACAUGGCCGCUCAGAUGGUGCAUCUUUUAUGUUUAAAAGAUGCUCAGCGCUCCAUCCCCAUCGGAACCAUCCUUGCCAUCCUCACCACCUCUUUAGUCUAUCUGAGCAAUGUCGUGUUGUUUGGAGCCUGCAUCGAAGGGGUGGUCCUCAGAGACAAGUUUGGAGAUUCAGUUAAAGGCAAUCUGGUGGUGGGAACUUUGGCUUGGCCCUCGCCGUGGGUCAUUGUGAUUGGGUCCUUCUUCUCCACAUGUGACGCGGGCCUCCAGUCUUUGACCGGCGCUCCACGACUCCUGCAGGCCAUCGCCAAAGACAACAUCAUCCCCUUCCUCCGGGUGUUUGGCCACGGGAAAGCUAACGGGGAACCUACGUGGGCCCUGCUGCUGACAGCUCUGAUAGCUGAGCUGGGGAUUCUCAUCGCAUCUCUGGACAUGGUGGCUCCUGUUCUGACAAUGUUCUUCCUCAUGUGCUACCUGUUUGUGAACCUGGCCUGUGCCCUCCAGACCCUCCUGAGGACACCCAACUGGAGGCCUCGCUUAUCAUACUACCACUGGAGCUUGUCCUUUCUGGGGAUGACUUUCUGCCUGGCGCUCAUGUUUAUAUCCUCUUGGUAUUAUGCAAUCGUUGCCAUGGUGAUCGCCGGUAUGAGCUACAACUACAUUCAGUAUCAAGGAGCAGAGAAGGAGUGGGGAGAUGGGAUCCGUGGUCUGUCACUCAGCGCUGCCCGUUAUGCUCUGCUGAGGCUGGAAGGACCACCGCAUACUAAAAACUGGAGGUAUUGAAAUGUCUCACAAACA
This is a messenger RNA of Oreochromis niloticus (Nile tilapia), 861 nucleotides long. Its product is annotated as solute carrier family 12 member 6-like. The record is from RefSeq and is a predicted model, not a curated record. Gene Ontology annotation, biological process: potassium ion import across plasma membrane; cell volume homeostasis; chemical synaptic transmission. Lineage: Eukaryota; Metazoa; Chordata; Actinopteri; Cichliformes; Cichlidae. Gene Ontology annotation, cellular component: plasma membrane. The transcript is spliced from 8 exons. Gene Ontology annotation, molecular function: potassium:chloride symporter activity. Bases 1 to 846 code for a protein of 281 amino acids.